Messenger RNA from Physella acuta, 1723 nucleotides. Its product is annotated as F-box only protein 15. Gene Ontology annotation, molecular function: protein binding. The record is from RefSeq and is a predicted model, not a curated record. Gene Ontology annotation, cellular component: SCF ubiquitin ligase complex. Lineage: Eukaryota; Metazoa; Mollusca; Gastropoda; Physidae.
AAUAUGGCCACCAAUACUACUAGUGCUCAGCAGCGACAUCGCUCUGCUUUACAACAAUAUUUGCGAUCACACACUAAUGUAAAACCCAUUAAAAAACCACCAGAGUAUUCUAGACCAGAAUCUUCUAGUACUACCCAAAGUCAUGGGCAAGUUGAAAAAAUAUCUGCCAACAGUAACAAUUUACCUUCAAAAAACACACCAAAGUUAUCAUCCAGUUUAAAAGGGAAAAGUACAAAAGUCAGGUUGACCUUGCCUCACAUCCCAAGAGGUGGGGGAGUGAGAACAAAAGCUUCAUUUGAAAGUCUUCCAGAUGAAAUAAUUGCCCAGAUUUUUUGGAAACUUCAAGUCAGUGACCUAAUCAGUGCUGCCCAAGUUUGUAAGAGAUGGUACAAAGUUGCAGGAGACAAUUUGCUAUGGAAACACUACUAUGCCAGAUUUGUUGGACCAACCAGCAAAGAAAAAGAAGAUAAAAUGGCAAUACAAGAACUUGACUCGUCAUGCUGGAAAAAUCUGUGCCUUAAAAGGUGUAAAAUAAAAAGAGAUAACAUUUACCUGAAGAAAUGGAAUAAGCCAGACACCUACACUGGUCUCCGACAGAGACCUGAGCUUACUUUAGGUAAAGUCGGGGUCCAGUUUGAGCUGAGUAUCUUAGACACAUCAGGCUUGACCAGGUCCAUCAAGCAGAACGAGAUCUUCUGGCAAACGACGUCCACCAGUAUCAGGUGGUAUGACCUGACCUUCCCUGACUUGAAUGAAAUCCGAGGGGUCAAAGUUCACGCCUGCUCCCCUCUGAUGUUCUAUGGGCCGUCAAAACCUGCAAAAGAUGGAAUAGUACAGAAAUCGUUACUGCUGGAAUACAGAGGCAAUCUGAGAAAAACUCUCAAUGAGAUGAAGCCUUUAGGCUCAGAUUCACACAUCAAGUUGUUUGAGCUGUUGAAAGGUCUGAUCAUUGGGAUUUAUCAGGCUGAUGGGGAGAUAGCAUUUCUAACUGCUUCACUACACUACUACAGACUCAUCUCUAAAUGCCUUUGUGGGGCUCCAGACAGAGUUUGGACACCUCAAGAAUCUGAAGGGAUCAUGGAUGACAUUGAUCCUCAUUAUGGUCUCCAUGGUUACACAUGUGUUCUACAGGUCAGGAAUAUGAGACAGAAGCUCCUAGACUGCAAGUUUACACACCUACACACAACUAAACAGAUGUUGGAGAAUGGCUUUGCUUCGUUCAAUCCAGUCCAUAAGGAUGAUAAAAUGUCUCAUGUAGCAUGCAUCAAAGAUAUUGCUUUACCAUGGAAAACAAAUUUAUUCAAAGGCAUUAUCAAGGAUGUUGGGAUUUUAGACAUAACAUUACUGGAUGAAAGGGGCGAGCCUUUUUGGACUGUAGCGUCUGCUGUCUCAGUUGAGCAGACUUCUCAGACAAACCAGUUUGAGUUUGACAGAGAUAAUUACAAAAUAAUUCAAUACAGUGAUGAGAUUGGAAAAAUAGUUUUGGAGUUUGGCAAGUUGGAUGACGGCAGCCAGUAUUUGAGCUCUGCAGUUAUCUCCCUGUCUGUCAAUGCAAUAAACAAGACAUUCUGCACCAGUUACUAAAGGAAGACACUUAUACCUUACAGCUAUGCAACUAUUUGCUUGUCUAUCAUAGCUGUAAACAAAACCUGCAAACGCUCUGGAAUUAUACAGACAUUGCCUCUAGUCCUCUGAAGAUCAUGUGCUUUCAACUUGUGUUUAA